AUGGUUGUUCAAGAUCAAGAUACGGUAAAGUGGCCACAUCCAUUGAAGCCGAACACAGGAAAUCAGGACCAAUACUGCUAUUUCUAUCGUAGUCGUGGCCACACUACAGAAGCCUGUAGAAAACUGAAGGAGGAAAUUGAAAGGCUUAUCCGUCAAGGUUAUCUUCGGCAGUUUAUUCAGGAUCCACCUACUCGAGAGGAAACUCGUCCCGCUGGGGGGAAAGAUCGACAACAUAGGCCACCAGUAAAUAAUCGAAUAGCAGUUGGGGAAAUUGAGACAAUAGCCGGAGGACCUUUGCUAUCCGAUAAAGUCUUUUUGGCAGUGGAUGAAAUUUCAACUCCAAAGAAAGCUCGUGUAGAUCACACCAUCACCUUUGAUGACUCUGACUUGGAGGGAGUAAAAAUCCCUCACCAAAAUUCUCUUGUUUUCAAUGCUAGCAUAGGUGACCCAUGUUAUAAUGUUAAGAGAAUUCUUGUGGAUAACGGUAGCUCUGUAGAUAUCCUGUUCUACUCUAUCAUCCUUAAUUUGGGUCUCUCCAGAGAAAAGCUUCAACCUGCGGCAGGUCCUUUAUAUGGAUUUGAUAAUCGACCUAUACGAGUAGAAGGGAUAAUCAGUCUCCCAGUUGUACUUGGAGAAUUCUCCCAAUAA
Dendrobium catenatum is the source of this 648-nucleotide messenger RNA. RefSeq lists its product as uncharacterized. NCBI's taxonomy places the organism in Eukaryota, Viridiplantae, Streptophyta, Magnoliopsida, Asparagales, Orchidaceae. The record is from RefSeq and is a predicted model, not a curated record. The transcript has a single exon. The coding region runs from base 1 to 648 and encodes 215 amino acids.